CUUUUGCUAUAUAAAGACGAUGAAAUGUUUGCAAAGUAAAUACCACAGCGAUCAAGAAGCACAUUUGCUUUCUGAAACCGUGGAGCGUCUUAUAUUCUGAACAUCAUUUGGAUAAAUUGUCACUAAAACAUCAUGUACCUAAGCCUACUUAUCGUUUCUACAUGUAUUGCGGUCCCGGUAGCAGUGGCUGCGCCAACAUUCCCGUCAACAACUAUUACCACGGAAACGGUAACCUCAUCCCUAACAACAGCAAGCCUUCCAAUCGCAACACUGGCUCAACAAUACACCAUCCUGCUUUCGUCGGUAUUAACUGCUGCUAAUGAAGUGAACACGGUUAUGCUUAAUUUUAGGAAUGAGCGAAUUAGAGGCAACGACGUUGAUCAAAUUUGGAUUAUUUUAGGUGUACCAAGUAUCCAUAGCUUUCCACUUCUUCUUCGAGAAACUGCCGUCGCUCAAGAUAUUCUUGCAACGUAUCGAGAGAAUAUGAACGUAUUUGACACUGCCCUCCAAUAUGUGGUGUCUGAUGAAGAUAGCUAUCGAGGUCAUUUUGCAUACAGAACCCGCUUUGAAUCACUUCGUAGGAAAGUUCGAGACAUUGUUAUACAACUAGAUAACAUUAUUAGAAGCUCUACCCUUCCAGAUGGAACAAACCUAGCUCCGAUUGAUGCGCAAGUUUGGUUUCCACCAUCAGCGGAUGAAACAGAGAGGACAAAACGAGAUUACGUCGCGUUGAGGCAGUUAAGUGAGUACCUUCCAGCAGUCCACGCCGGAAUUUCGCGCAUAAGACCUUGAUAAUACUAGAUUAACUUAUUGUUAACAGUACAUGCUGCAGAAAUUAUAAGAAUUCAACUAUUUUCGGAAAAAGUCUAUUUAUUCACUCUAAAUAUUAUUUAAACCAUUCCAUAAUAUAUUGUUAAAGACUAAAGAGUUUGGAGUAAACCCAGUGCUACUGAACUGCUUUUUAUUAUGACCAUUCACUUAUUUAUACUUUUAAAUAUAUUUUCUUAUUUAUUAUAGUGUUGUAAUAUAAACUUAAUAUCAAUGUUGGUAUUUAAAAAAAGCUUAUCGUUAAAUUAAGAAUUUUGUAUAGGCCUAUUGCUUAACUGAAACUGUAAAAUUAAGAAAUUAGAAAUUAAAAUUACUAACCAAAAUAUAUCUUGUAUUUAUUCUUAUUGCAGAAAAGUCCCGAAAACAAAAUAAUUUUAAAUUAUUUUGGGAGCUGUAAUUUAAAAUGAUCGAUUUGUAUUGAUUAGUUUAACUGUUAUCGAUAUAAACAUGUGUUAUCAGUUGUGUUGUUUAUAAAUUAAUACGCAUCUUUCAUGGUUGCAUAGCAACAGAUUUUUAUUUAAGUGGCAGACUACGUCAGGAUGACAGUUAUUAUUUUAUUUAUCUGUAUAAUUAAUUAUUAUUCGUUUAAAUUGCUUGAUAAAGACGAAGUGUGCAAUAUAUGAGUAAACUAUUGCGAGUGCAAUUAUUUAUUUAAUGACAAUAGCACUUUUGAUAUCAUUUGAUCAUAAAAGCCUUGGAGGGAAAGUCUGUAAAUUAUUUGCAAAUUACUUUACGUCAUUUUAAUAAGGUAUUUUUUAGGGAGUUUUCGCAACCUUACGAAAACGAUAACGAAUACGAAUACGUCAUAAUCAUUAUCGUUAUUCGUGCCACAUUCUUGACAAUAUGCUGUAUGAGCUGAAUAUGAUCCUUGAUUCAUGCAAAAGGCAUGAAUUGCCUACGUUGUGACAGAUACGCUACUGCAGGGAAAGGGUUGUCUACAAAUUUUAUGACGUAACCGUAUUCGUUAUCGUUUUCGUACUCUUGCGAAAACUUCCUAUUAAUGACUUGACGUGAAUAGGUAAGACCCAAUCGAACAGGCAUGCUAACUCUCUAACAGUGCCUUAAUUAUUGUUAAGUGAAUAUGAUAAUAAACCAUUUAAUA
This is a messenger RNA of Anneissia japonica, 1930 nucleotides long. RefSeq lists its product as uncharacterized. Lineage: Eukaryota; Metazoa; Echinodermata; Crinoidea; Comatulida; Comatulidae. The transcript has 5 exons. The record is from RefSeq and is a predicted model, not a curated record. The coding region runs from base 133 to 792 and encodes 219 amino acids.